Molecule: messenger RNA, 1038 nt
Organism: Leptosia nina
Lineage: Eukaryota; Metazoa; Arthropoda; Insecta; Lepidoptera; Pieridae
Source: the annotation of a GenBank genome assembly
AUGCCAGGACCGGAUAUACGGGCAGAUGACAACCAUGUUCUUGGAGAGAUGUCCACUGAGCCGACGGCGACAGUCCACAGCGGUGUCGAGGCGAAGGCUGAAAGGAAACUCACUGUUCUGGAGACGCAUGGGUACAUCCUUGGAAGGACCAUUGGAUCUGGCUCUUACGCUACUGUCAAGGUGGCCACCAGUGACAGGCACAACUGCCAAGUCGCGAUAAAAAUUAUAAGCAAAUUCCAAGCGCCCGGCGAUUACUUGAAGAAGUUUCUGCCACGGGAGAUCGAGGUUGUGAAGGGGUUGAAACAUGAAAACUUGAUACGUUUCCUACAAGCAAUUGAGACCACGCAUAGGGUCUAUAUUGUCAUGGAGUAUGCUGAAAACGGUAGCCUUUUAGACAUCAUUCGUAAGGACCAGCACAUUGACGAAUCUAGGGGGCGGCGAUGGUUUCGACAACUCGUCGAGGCUGUUGACUAUUGUCAUGAACGGGGUGUUGUGCAUCGUGAUAUAAAAUGCGAAAACCUACUGAUGGACCAUGGCCUGAACAUAAAGCUAUCGGAUUUUGGCUUCGCAAGAGGUCACAUGAAGCCCAAAAACGGUGUCUUUGCCCUGAGCGAAACCUUCUGCGGUAGCUACGCAUAUGCCUCUCCUGAGAUAUUAAAGGGGGUGCCCUAUAGACCUCAGGACUCGGAUAUUUGGAGUACGGGAGUAGUUUUGUACGCGAUUGUCUAUGGUCGAUUGCCAUUCGACGAUACAAACUACACUCAGCUUCUUAAGCAAGUUCAGAACAAAGUAUCGUUUCCUCGGGAUCCGAAAGUUUCCGCAGAAUGCCGCAAGCUAAUUACAAAAAUUUUGGCGCCCCUCAAAAUCCGCGCUAAAAUACCGCAAAUACUCGCUGACCCCUGGCUAUGUCCCAACCAACCUUGUAAAGAUGAAGAUACAGAUACAAACCAGGAGGCCGCCCACGCGAGCAAAGACGAAAUAAAAAGCGUUAAUAUUGGCACAGUAACGUUCGACCGGAAAUUAGAAGAAGUCAAAUGA